AUGUUCGACUAUCAGAUGAUCAAACGGCGACCUGUCGAAGUCGAGAUAGCUAAUGUAAACCGCGAAGCUCGACAAGUUACACUCCAUUGGGCACGCAAACUUGGCCUCGAGCUUUGCCCUACCGAUUAUGGACGAAAGGCCUACCUCAAGUCCUUCGACCCGGAAACUGACGUGCUCUUUGUCGAAACAAGCCUCUGGGGUGACUUCUUCAAGGGAUCUGAGCUUCUCCAUGGUGGGCCUGAUAUCCGCGAGCCCAGAAUUCUCCUGCUCCCAUACAUUACACGGCUCUUCGUCACGGAUGAGCUGUUUGAACAAGCCAUCGACGAGUUCAUCACAGUACUUACAUAUUUUCAUACCUUGACGGCGUUCCAAAUCCUUCUCGUUCGUUCUAGAUAUAUCCCAAGAGGAAUGGUCAGGGUGCUACCUCCGUCGGAUUUCAUUCCGAUUGGAGGCAGAAGAUUGACUUGGCACCCGGAGCACGAGGAAUUCCGCCUUCACGGAAGCGAAGAGCCUGGUCCCGAGGUUGACAUGUUCGCGGUCUUAUCGUCAGUUGCCGACAAACUUACAGCCAAAUUCAUUGAGGGCCGCAAACUGAAAUUUGAGAUGACUACUGCUCUACUCUACCGUCACGUACCUGGGCCCCCGGUGGCAGGAGCCCAGAGACCUUCUUGGUGGAAGCCUGGAAUGAAAUUGAGUCUAUAUGACAUGGUUAUGAGUAACUGUUGA
Molecule: messenger RNA, 726 nt
Organism: Clonostachys rhizophaga
Lineage: Eukaryota; Fungi; Ascomycota; Sordariomycetes; Hypocreales; Bionectriaceae
Source: the annotation of a GenBank genome assembly